This is a messenger RNA of Linum trigynum, 2944 nucleotides long. The record is from the annotation of a GenBank genome assembly. NCBI's taxonomy places the organism in Eukaryota, Viridiplantae, Streptophyta, Magnoliopsida, Malpighiales, Linaceae.
CUCCGUUUCAGUACUACACUCAUCGUUCACGUAUCCCCGACACUCCAAAUUUCGGUUCACGAUCUUUGAAAAUUUUCCGGCGAUUCUUGCGAUUCCAUCGCGACAACAAUGGCGGCAGAGGCUGAGACGUUCGCGUUCCAGGCGGAAAUCAACCAGCUGCUUAGUUUGAUCAUCAAUACCUUCUACAGCAACAAGGAGAUCUUCCUCCGGGAGCUUAUCAGCAAUUCCUCCGACGCUCUGGAUAAGAUUAGGUUCGAGAGUUUGACGGACAAGUCCAAGCUCGAUGGACAGCCGGAGUUCUUCAUCCGCCUUAUCCCGGACAAGUCCAGCAAUACCCUGACCAUCGUCGACAGUGGCGUCGGCAUGACUAAGGCUGAUUUGGUGAACAAUUUGGGUACAAUUGCGAGGUCUGGAACCAAGGAGUUCAUGGAAGCAUUGCAGGCUGGUGCUGAUGUGAGCAUGAUUGGCCAAUUCGGUGUUGGGUUCUACUCUGCUUACCUUGUCUCUGAGAAGGUCAUUGUGACCACGAAGCAUAACGAUGACGAGCAGUAUGUGUGGGAGUCACAGGCUGGUGGUUCCUUCACCGUUACAAGGGACACUUCUGGCGAGCAACUUGGCAGAGGCACCAAGAUGGUCCUCCACCUCAAGGAAGACCAGCUGGAAUAUCUCGAAGAGAGGAGGAUCAAGGAUCUUGUGAAGAAGCACUCUGAGUUCAUCAGCUACCCGAUCUACCUCUGGACUGAGAAGACUACCGAGAAGGAAAUCAGUGAUGACGAAGAUGAGGAGGAGCCCAAAAAGGAAGGCGAGGUUGAGGAAGUUGAUGAAGAGAAAGAGACCGAGUCCAAGAAGAAGAAGAAGAUCAAGGAAGUCUCUCACGAGUGGGAACUGAUCAACAAGCAGAAACCCAUCUGGCUGAGGAAGCCUGAGGAGAUCACCAAGGAAGAGUAUGCCUCGUUCUACAAGAGCAUCACAAACGACUGGGAGGACCAUCUUGCCGUGAAGCACUUCUCUGUUGAGGGCCAGCUCGAGUUCAAGGCCAUCCUCUUUGUCCCCAAGCGUGCCCCAUUCGACCUCUUUGACACCCGCAAGAAGGCCAACAACAUCAAGCUUUAUGUCAGGCGUGUCUUCAUCAUGGACAACUGCGAGGAGCUCAUCCCUGAGUUCCUUGGCUUUGUCAAGGGUGUUGUUGACUCCGACGAUCUCCCCCUCAACAUCUCCCGUGAAAUGCUUCAGCAGAACAAGAUCCUGAAGGUCAUCAGGAAGAAUCUGGUCAAGAAGUGCAUUGAGAUGUUCAAUGAGAUCGCUGAGAACAAGGAGGACUACAACAAGUUCUACGAGGCCUUCUCCAAGAACUUGAAGCUUGGCAUCCACGAGGACACCCAGAACAGAGCCAAGUUGGCUGACUUGCUGAGGUACCAUUCCACCAAGAGCGGUGAAGAGCUUACCAGCUUGAAGGACUAUGUGACCCGCAUGAAGGAGGGGCAGAAGGAUAUCUUCUACAUCACGGGAGAGAGCAAGAAGGCUGUCGAGAACUCUCCCUUCCUCGAGCGCCUCAAGAAGAGAGGGUAUGAAGUCCUCUUCAUGGUCGAUGCAAUCGAUGAGUAUGCCGUCGGGCAGCUCAAGGAGUACGACGGGAAGAAGCUGGUCUCCGCCACCAAGGAAGGGCUGAACCUCGACGACGAGACCGAGGAAGAGAAGAAGAAGAAGGAAGAGAAGAAGCAAUCGUUCCAGGAUCUCUGCAAGACCAUCAAGGACAUCCUCGGCGACAAGGUCGAGAAGGUGAUCGUCUCCGACCGCAUCGUCGACUCCCCCUGCUGCCUCGUCACCGGAGAAUACGGGUGGUCCGCCAACAUGGAGAGGAUCAUGAAGGCGCAGGCUUUGAGGGACAGCAGCAUGGGUUCCUACAUGUCGAGCAAAAAGACCAUGGAGAUCAAUCCAGACAACGGAAUCAUGGAGGAGCUGAGGAAGAGGGCCGAGACCGACAAGAACGACAAGUCUGUGAAGGAUCUUGUCCUGCUCCUGUUCGACACAGCCCUGCUCAACUCCGGCUUCAGCCUCGAGGACCCCAACACCUUCGCCAGCAGGAUUCACAGGAUGCUGAAGCUGGGUCUCAGCAUCGACGAGGAUGAUGCCGCCGGUGCUGAUGAUGCUGAGAUGCCGCCGCUGGAAGAUGAUGCCAACGAGGAGAGCAAGAUGGAAGAGGUCGACUAAGGCUUUUGUUUAUGGAGAGGGAUGAAGAUGACGAACGAUAUUAGUAGUUGUAUGUUCUCUGCUAUGUUUCUUCCAGUUCUAGUUUUAGUCUUUUCUGAUUUCUAUUUGGUGGUACUGGCUGAGAUCUUUGCGUCUCCGCCUGGUUUUGGAUAUUUUGUUCAGCUGUGUUCUUGGUAUAUUAUCAGGGAAUCGGACAAUUAUAUAAUUCGGAAUUUGUUGUGAUUCUGGGUUUUCGGCAAAAUCCGAGGAAGUUCGUGCCAUAUCUCAUUGCAGGGCGAAAGUUCAGGCCUAGGGCUCCUGCCUAUCUCUUGCAGUGGUGGGCCUAGAGGCUCUGGGCCUGAUCUGCUGGGUUCAUAUGAGAUGGGCUUCCUCCUUGCAAUUGCAUACCAAUCGUGUUUUCCUAUCAGAAGCAAUGGAAUCGAACUCUACUGAAACGGAAAAUACACCACCGAAAACCACCAUGAUUUGCCACUCUUGAUAUUGAAUGUCAAUAGGGUUUAUACUUUAUAGGACAUAACAAGGUCUUAGUCUAGUCCACUCUACAUAUAGCUAAAGGAAGAUAUCAUCCGAAAUAUCGUAACAUAGGAUUGGAUGAAUUUUUACAUUGAACGAAAGGUUUUCACAAACACUACUUGUGAAAUUAAGUCUCACGCUUGUAAAGAUAAUUUGUAUCUAGUGUUUAGAAAUGUGUUGUCUGUAAACACUACUUGUGAAAUUAAGUCUCACGUUUGUA